Molecule: messenger RNA, 1411 nt
Organism: Gadus macrocephalus (Pacific cod)
Lineage: Eukaryota; Metazoa; Chordata; Actinopteri; Gadiformes; Gadidae
Gene: tnfrsf9a
Product: tumor necrosis factor receptor superfamily, member 9a
Exons: 7
Coding region: 270-1127 (285 amino acids)
Biological process (GO): regulation of cell population proliferation
Cellular component (GO): external side of plasma membrane
Molecular function (GO): cytokine binding; signaling receptor activity
Source: RefSeq, a predicted model, not a curated record
CAACCAAAUGCUUCUUUAGUUGAGUUUGAACCUAAGUAAUAAGAGGCUAUUGAUUUUAAAUAGAGAAGUUGGAUAAGGGAAACGGCUGACGCUUUAGGUAUUGGAAACUUCCAAAUACAAUUACGGAUUUUGUUUAACCUGAAUUGUCUGUCGUUUUUUUGCCGUUCAUUUAUUCUUUUAUUAAUUUGCUGUUUUUAACGGAGCGUCUUUGCCUUCUGAUCUUUUUACCUGGAUUAAAAAUACCGAAGAAGCAUAAGGGAAGAAAAAGGAUGCUGUUCGGAGUGAUCGGCUUCUUGCUGAUCCAUUGCUGCUGGAUUCAUGCGGAGAGGAAUGUCUGCAAUACCUGGGAGACCCCCAGUGGGACGAACAACGUGUGCUGUAAAAAAUGUAUUGAGGGUUAUCGGAUCUUCAAUUACUGUGGCCCGGUGCUGGACGACCUCUGUGUCCCCUGUGAGAAUGGCACAUUCACCCUGGACCCUUCAAAGAACGCAUGUACCAAGUGUAGACAGUGUGGAGGUGUUCAACACACCGUGGAGGCGUGCACCAGAACCAAGGACACACAGUGUGGCUGCCCGGACCCUCUGCUGUGUAACGACAAGCACUGCUCCAUCUGCGUCCCGCAGUGUGGGAGAGGCCGUGGACCCCAAGGAGGCUACUGCAGGCCGUGUCCAGCUGGGACCUUUAACAACCAGAACAACCAGAAGUGUAUCCCCUGGAGAAACAUGAAGUGCACCCACCCAUAUGAAUCCAUGAUCAGGGGUGAUGCGUACACUGACAGCAGAUGCGUUUCUCACGCAACGAUCACCGCAGCAACGACGACUACGACACAAAGACAUAAAGAGAGUAAUGCAGAAGAAGACACGAUGCUGCCCUGGUGGUUAGUCAUAGCCGUCAGCUGUGUGGUUCUGCUCAUUCCCCUCAUACUGAUGCUCAAAGUCUUGACCAAAUUAAAAGCAAAGAAGGGCCAAACAAUGGCCAAAAAGCCACCUUUCAUCACGACGCCGACCGAUGAGCCAAGGACUCUCAUGGCCGUCGAGUGCAGCUUCCACGAGCCCGAGCAGGUGAGCAGCUCAGAGUCCCUGGCCUCCGAGAACUCAGAGGACUCCACGCACAAGCUCAUUGUGUGAAUUGCCCCGGCCCUGGACCCCUCUGGGACGCCAAAGAAUUGUUGGAUCAACAAGCAGAUCCCCCCGGGGCAGCUGUUGACACCUUGGACUGGAAGACGAGCCGUCCGUUCACACAGCCACUGCUGGAGGAGCCUCGCCCAUUACUGUGUAACUCGGGCUGUGGCAAUCCUUUGUUAAACAGGGUUAUAGAGGAACACAGAUUCACAAGUUCUCUGCUUCUCAUGUGAGGCUGGACUAAGUGUAUAAAAUGUGUCUGUAAUAUAGCCCAGCGGUCUUUAAAUAUC